ACAGGCCAACGUGGGUCCCAUCCCUUAAUUCUGCCCCUGAAAUCAGGUAGACCACAAUGUGUCCCUAACACAGAUUGUCACUGGGAAACCAACACCGUGCCCCAGUGUUGGAGGUGAAACAGGAGCUCCAGAUUAAGGUAAUCCAUGUUGCAGAAUGAAAUAGGGUGUUUUACUUGGCAGGGGAAAAAAAAGUACAUCUGGUCUAAGUGGAGGUAAACAAGACCUCAGAGUCCUUUUCUCUGGGUAAAGCCACUUCCCCAAGAAGGUGUGUUUGGGCAAUGACAGAAGGGCUAUAAAAGCCCCCAAGAUGCUCAUACCCACAGGUGAAUCUGGAGAUGGCCGUGCAGAGUUUGCUGCAGUUCCUGGGCUCCAGCUCGUUGCUCUGCUUGGCAGCAGGGCUGCUGGCUCUGCUCUACUUUCUUACCAGCUCCAAGAAGCCGGUUUGCAGUUUGCCUCCUGGGCCACGACCUCUUCCUCUCAUCGGAAACCUGAACGUAGUGGACCUGAAAAAGCCGUUCCAGUCGCUGACAGAGCUCUCCAAGGUGUACGGCAACGUCUUCACUGUGCAUUUCGGACCCAGGAGAGCCGUGGUACUGGCUGGAUACGAAACCAUCAAGGAUGCCCUUCUGAAUCAUGCUGAAGAGUUUGGAGAGAGGGCAGAAAUACCAAUAUUUAGGAAAAUGACAGAAGGAAAUGGUAAGUGGCCUUUUGGUUGGUUAGUUUUUGUAGUUUGCCUGGGCAUAGCAUUCAGCCACGGAGAGCUUUGGAAAACCAUGAGAAGAUUCACGUUGUCCACACUGCGAGACUUUGGAAUGGGGAAGAGAACCCUAGAGAUCCGAAUCCUGGAGGAAGUGAAUUCUCUUAUAAAAUAUUUCGAAUCCUACCACGGUGAGUGCCAAGACUUUCAUCCAGAGACAGAAGACAUGCCUAGCAGAACAAUAAAGAUUAAUGAAAGUUUAACUCUGAGCAAAUGGUUAAAGUUCAGGAAACCAUUCGAUACGAAGAUGAUACUCAACAACGCUGUGUCCAACGUCAUCUGCUCUAUACUGUUUGGAGAGAGGUUUGAGUAUGACGAUCCUGUAUUUCUAACUUUGCUGAAGCUGAUCAAUGAAAAUACCAAGCUGUUGGGCUCCCCGAUGGUGCUGCUGUAUAAUUUCUACCCGUCCCUUGGAUUUCUCUCUGGAGCUUCCAAGACCGUGCUACGAAAUGUCAGUGAGCUGAACGCUUUUCUCCAGAAGCUCUUCCAGGAGCAUAAAGAAGAGUUUAACGAAAAUAACUUAACGGGCUUCGUUGAUGCCUUCCUGAUGAAGCAACAACAGGAAUCAAAGAAACCCCACACCAUGUUCAACAACAAAAGCCUGAUGUUUUCAACUCUGGAUCUCUUUGCCGCUGGGACUGAGACCACCUCCACGACCGUGCGCUGGGGUCUUCUUCUGAUGAUGAAAUACCCAGAAAUUCAAAGAAAAAUUCAGGAAGAAAUGAACCACGUCAUUGAACCAGGAAAGCUGCCUAAGUUGGAGGACCGGAAAAAAAUGCCUUACACAGAAGCAGUGAUACAUGAAAUACAAAGGUUUGCCAAUAUUGUCCCAAUGGGUGUAUCACGAUCAACUCCUACCGACGUGAACUUCCAAGGCUACGUGAUUCCUAAGGGUACAGAGAUCAUUCCCCUGCUGACCUCCGCUCUCAAUGACGAGUUACACUGGAAAACCCCGGAUCGGUUCAACCCUUCCCACUUCCUGGAUGCCGACGGGAACUUCAUUAGGAGAGAGGCAUUUAUUCCAUUCUCCAUAGGACGAAGGGCUUGCCUUGGAGAAGGACUGGCCAAAAUGGAGCUGUUCCUCUUCUUCACGGGCUUGCUCCGCAAAUUUGUUUUCCAGCCCCCUCCAGGAGUGGAUAAAUCAGAUCUAGAUCUCACCGCCGACGUCGGCUUCACCUUGAACCCCAUGCCCCACCUGGUUUGUGCUGUGCCCUGUGAAUGA
Calidris pugnax (ruff) is the source of this 1979-nucleotide messenger RNA. RefSeq names its product cytochrome P450 2K4-like. The record is from RefSeq and is a predicted model, not a curated record. Gene Ontology annotation, biological process: xenobiotic metabolic process. NCBI's taxonomy places the organism in Eukaryota, Metazoa, Chordata, Aves, Charadriiformes, Scolopacidae. Gene Ontology annotation, molecular function: oxidoreductase activity, acting on paired donors, with incorporation or reduction of molecular oxygen, reduced flavin or flavoprotein as one donor, and incorporation of one atom of oxygen; iron ion binding; heme binding. The coding region runs from base 336 to 1979 and encodes 547 amino acids. The transcript has 9 exons. Gene Ontology annotation, cellular component: cytoplasm; intracellular membrane-bounded organelle.